AUGCUCCAUCCGACUCUUUUGUUGUGCUCUGCACUUCAGACUACUUCUGGAGGAGAAACCGGCCAGGGGGCUGAAGUCGGGCUUUCUUGUGCAACCGGGGCAGUUGAAAGGCUCGGCCUCGUCAACUGCUCGGUUGGCCGCUGGACACUCGAGCGGGUGGGACCGGACCCGCAUAGACCCGUGGAUAAUGACGACUUGCGCUGGUCUCGCCCCGGACAGGGGAUUGUGGCAGAGCAAUCGAGCAACGUACGUGAGCUAAGAUUUACAUACGUCCAGUUCAUCGUGGCAUGA
Protopolystoma xenopodis is the source of this 291-nucleotide messenger RNA. The record is from the annotation of a GenBank genome assembly. NCBI's taxonomy places the organism in Eukaryota, Metazoa, Platyhelminthes, Monogenea, Polystomatidea, Polystomatidae.